Galendromus occidentalis (western predatory mite) is the source of this 2889-nucleotide messenger RNA. RefSeq names its product glutamate receptor ionotropic, kainate 2. Bases 1 to 2889 code for a protein of 962 amino acids. Gene Ontology annotation, cellular component: membrane. The transcript is spliced from 15 exons. Gene Ontology annotation, biological process: monoatomic ion transport. The record is from RefSeq and is a predicted model, not a curated record. NCBI's taxonomy places the organism in Eukaryota, Metazoa, Arthropoda, Arachnida, Mesostigmata, Phytoseiidae. Gene Ontology annotation, molecular function: ligand-gated monoatomic ion channel activity; signaling receptor activity.
AUGCGGAACCCCGAAACUUUCGAUCCUCUCCGAGUACUAAGUGCCGCGGUGCCAAAAGGUCUACGCCAGUGGGAGCAGGGUCUGUAUCAACAGCAACAGGGGAGACGAGCCUUGUUCACAGAAGAGCUUAAAGGGAGUUCAGCGGAGUUGGCCUUCAAGUACGCCGUAAUGAGAAUCAACAAAGACCGAAAUCUCCUUCCUAACGUGACGUUCCAGUACGACAUCCAGUACGUGCCACGAGGCAACAGUUUCCGCGCUGCUAAGAUGGCGUGCCAUCUAAUAAAGGAGGGGGCAGCAACGAUAUUUGGUCCCUCGGAUCCCGUUGUUGGAGGCCAUAUCCAGUCGCUAGCUGACUCUCUUGACAUCCCGCACAUCGAAUCACGAUUAGACCUCGAGACGGACGUAAAAGACUUCUCGAUCAAUCUGCACCCGGACUCGCAGGUCAUGGGCAACUCUCUCAAGGAUCUCGUCUCGUACCUCAAUUGGACCAAAAUUGCUGUACUUUACCAGGACGAUAUUUCGCUGAUAAACCUGCAGGAGUUAGUCCGUCCCUUCCCGCCGAAAAACGUGGAGUACCAAUUCCGGAGGGCGGAAAACUUCACGGCUACUCUAUUGGACAUCCGAAGCCGCGGCAUAUAUUCGAUGAUUGUUGAUGUCCGACCUGAGAACCUCACUGCCUUUCUUAGAGCUAUUCUUCAAAUACAAUUGAAUGACUAUAAAUACCAUUAUCAUUUUGCCACUUACGACAUCGAAGCAUUCAACCUAGAAGACUUUCAAUACAACUUUGUAAAUAUCACGGCCUUCCGCAUGGUAGAUUCAGAUAACGAGACGGUUCGAGCCAUAUUAAACGACAUGGAGAAAUUCACCCCAUAUGGACAGAAUAUUCUCAAUAAAACCAAUGUUAUAACGACGGAGGCAGCGCUUACGUUUGAUGCUGUGUACGCUUUCGCCCACGGGAUGAAUGAUUUGAGUAGGGCGACACAGCUUCGGCCAAGUAAUGUUUCAUGUGAAGAAGGACUCUCGUGGUCCGAAGGCACAUCGCUUUUCAACCUCAUAUCCAUGGUUGACUACCAUGGGCUCACCGGUAAAAUAAGAUUCAACGAAGGCAAUAGGACGAGUUUAAAGCUAGAUUUGCUAAAGCUGCGCCAGGAUCGCCUGGUGAAAGUUGGGGAGUGGACCUCACACAAGCGACUCAAUAUUAUCAACCACGGAGCCUUCCACGACUUCGGAACCACGAAUAUCACAUUACGAGUUACCACUAUCGAGUCAGUGCCAUUCAUGAUGCCGAAGAAACAAAAAGCUGCAGGAGGCCAUCAAUUGGACACAAGCAGUGAUAAGGGGAAAGAUCCGGGCAUAACGGGAGGCUUCAACCGCACGGGAAACAUUCAUGAGGACUACGAAGGCUACAUCAUGGACCUGCUGAACAAACUAGCCGAAAAGCUCGGCUUCCACUACGAUCUCUAUUUAGUGCCUGACAAUAAAUUUGGAGUCGAGAACACCACGACUCUCGAGUGGAACGGCAUGGUCAGAGAGAUCAUAGAAAAGAAUGCAGAUCUUGCUGUCGCUCCCAUGACGAUCAACUUCGCGCGUGAAAGUGUCAUCGAUUUCACCAAACCGUUCAUGAAUCUGGGGAUCCAGAUCCUAUUCAAGCUGCCCAGCGGGAUGCCGGUGAGGCUGUUUUCCUUCAUGAGCCCUCUAGAUACAUACAUUUGGAUGUAUGUUCUCUGCGCGUACGUUCUCGUCUCGUGCACCAUGUUCCUGGUUGCCCGUUUCUCCCCUUACGAGUGGAAGGACCCACACCCCUGUGUUAAGGAGUCCGGUCUCAUGGAGAACCAAUUCAGCCUCGGAAAUAGUUUUUGGUUCACAAUUGUAACUCUGAUGCACCAGGGCUGCGACCUCAACCCCAAAGCAACGUCAACGCGGAUGGUGGGGACGAUUUGGUGGUUCUUCACUCUGAUUUUAAUUUCAUCGUACACAGCCAAUCUGGCUGCAUUUCUCACUGUGGAACGAAUGAUUACACCAAUCGAGUCAGUAGAGGAUCUCGCCGAACAAAGCAAAAUCGCCUACGGUACCCUCGACUCCGGCUCAACAAUGACCUUCUUCCGGGACUCCAAGCUUGAGCUAUACCGGAAAAUGUGGAGAUAUAUGAAGAACAGACCCAGCGUAUUUGUUAGCACGUAUGAAGAGGGCGUAGAGCGAGUACUACAAGGCAACUAUGCAUUUCUCAUGGAGUCGACGAUGUUGGACUACAAAGUCCAGCGCGAUUGCAACCUCACAGCCAUCGGCACAUUGUUGGAUAAUAAAGGCUACGGUAUUGGAACCCCCAUCGGGUCGCCAUGGAGGGAUAAACUGUCACUGGCAAUCCUCGAUCUGCAGGAGAAAGGCGUAACGCAAGAGUUGUACAACAAGUGGUGGAAAGCGCCAGGGCUGACUUGUAGCCGCGACGAGAAAAACAAGGAGGGAAAAGCGAACGCCCUCGGCAUUGGCAACAUUGGCGGCGUUUUCGUCGUGCUACUCGUUGGCUUGGCCUUCGCCAUUCUAAUCGCCAUCUUCGAGUUCAUCUGGAAUGCCCGGAAUAAUUCACAGGUCGACCGCCAGUCUUUAUGUACAGAAAUGGCAAACGAAUUGCGUUUUGCCGUGCGGUGUGGUGCUUCGAGACAAAGGCCAGCGUUCGACAACAGCCACUCCAGCAAGAGACGGUGCUCAAAGUGCUUAAAAAGUGGUGGUACAUUCGUGCCGUCCGCUUUGGACCUCCCGUUUCCUCCUCCGCCCCCGUUCCCGAGCGGUAUUCACCACCACCAUCAUCGGGAAAACGGGCCGAUCUGCGUCGGAAUCGGUGGAAUGGGCGGAGGCCGUCCACCUUCGCCAUACGAUUACGACGAUACCUAG